This is a messenger RNA of Penicilliopsis zonata CBS 506.65, 1509 nucleotides long. RefSeq lists its product as hypothetical. Bases 27 to 1322 code for a protein of 431 amino acids. The transcript has a single exon. NCBI's taxonomy places the organism in Eukaryota, Fungi, Ascomycota, Eurotiomycetes, Eurotiales, Aspergillaceae. Gene Ontology annotation, biological process: cytoplasmic translation; tRNA methylation. Gene Ontology annotation, cellular component: cytoplasm. Gene Ontology annotation, molecular function: tRNA methyltransferase activity. The record is from RefSeq and is a predicted model, not a curated record.
GAGACGACGCUCUCUACGAUUCCAGGAUGGGGAAAUCUUCCAAAGACAAGCGUGACGCCUACUACCGUCUCGCCAAGGAGCAGAACUGGCGCGCGCGGUCUGCCUUCAAGCUGAUCCAGAUCGACGAGCAAUUCGACCUGUUCGAACACGAAAACCCGGAGAAAGUCACUAGAGUGGUGGACCUGUGUGCAGCGCCAGGCAGUUGGAGUCAAGUGCUGAGCCGUGUGCUGAUCAAGGGCGAGAGUUUCGGCCGGAGGGCGUGGCUGGAGAAGAAGCGCAGAGAGAAGAAGGCGCUGCAGCAGACAAAGGAGGGAGAGGCAGCGAAGACCGAUGACAGUUUGACGACGGGGCAAGACUUGGAGCUGAAGCCGCGGAAGAAUGUCAAGAUUGUGUCGAUUGAUCUCCAGCCGAUGGCUCCUCUCGAAGGCAUCACGACUCUCAAGGCGGACAUCACGCACCCGUCGACUAUCCCGUUGCUGCUGCGCGCUCUGGACCCGGAAGCCUACGAUUCCUCCUCAGCAGACGAUGCUACUGCUGCCCUAUCUGCCCAUAGACAACCCCACCCGGUCGAUCUGGUGAUCUCCGACGGUGCGCCCGACGUGACCGGUCUCCACGAUCUAGACAUCUACAUCCAGUCCCAGCUACUGUACGCGGCGUUGAAUUUAGCGGUGGGCGUCCUGCGGCCCGGAGGCAAGUUUGUGGCCAAGAUCUUCCGCGGGCGAGACGUCGAUCUGCUCUACGCGCAGCUGCGAACCGUCUUUGAGAAGGUCAGCGUCGCCAAGCCGCGAAGCAGCCGCGCCAGCAGUCUGGAAGCCUUUAUUGUCUGUGAAGGGUUCAUCCCCCCAGCAAGUCAUGACGGCUUGGUCGGUAUGCAAGCGUUGAAGACCCCUCUUUUCGGUGGCGCGGCGAUACCAGCCGCGCCCCCAGCAGACGGCAAUCUCGCCAUCCAGGUGCAAGACGAGGAUACCGCAAUGACUGGUCAUAGCAUUGUCGGCGAGGGAGUCGACGUGUCCUCCUCCUCCCUUGAUCCAACCCAUACUACUCAAGUCCGUCAUCUGCAUUCCGAGUCAACGCAGCAGCAGCAGCAGCAGCAACCGCCCCAACGCUACGCGCCAGAGAACAGAUGGAUCCCGUCUUUCAUCGCCUGCGGAGACCUGUCCUCCUGGGACUCGGAUGCCUCGUACGCUCUCCCUCCAGACCACGUUAGUCUGGACCCCGUCCAGCCGCCAACUGCUCCUCCAUACCGACGGGCGCUGGAGUUGAGGAAGGAGAAGGGCGGCGCCUACGGCAAGACAAGGCUAGGCGCUCUCGGUAGAGCAUAAGCCAUUGCAUAUUUUCUCCUAUUCAUCCCGUUUUGUCUUCCAUGUUGUUUGUUGUAUGAAUUGUUUGGUCGGUGUUGCGGAUGAAAAAUAUCUAUCUCUCUAGUAUAUGAUUACCUAGAAAAAGCUACCUAGCCUGUCUCUUGCACAAAAAUAAAAUUCUAUACCCAAUCCAUCAAGACCGAGUCCA